This is a messenger RNA of Bathycoccus prasinos, 1677 nucleotides long. Its product is annotated as Protein containing DUF124. Lineage: Eukaryota; Viridiplantae; Chlorophyta; Mamiellophyceae; Mamiellales; Bathycoccaceae. The transcript has a single exon. The record is from RefSeq and is a predicted model, not a curated record. The coding region runs from base 1 to 1677 and encodes 558 amino acids.
AUGGCAUCCUCCGCGGGGUCGUAUUUUUCGAGCGGUUGCGCUUCUGUUACAUAUACCAAAGGAAGGAGGAGGCGCGACGUCGUGACGUGCUUUUUGUGUUCUCGUCCUCCUUCUCCUCGCAUUCGCCGCCCGAAGACGACGCCUGAACAGUCGUUGAAGCAGAAUGUACGAUUACAAACCCCUACGGGGACGGUGAAGACGAAGAAGACGAAGAAGACAAAGACGAUGAUUAAAGCAAACGUACCACCGCCAAUCCUGGAAGAUUUAUCCCCGUUAGAAACGAUCAGAGACUCGUUCGAUAUGAUCGCGACGUCGUUCGCGACGACGGUGACUAUUUGGAGCAAUAACAGGUUUAAUAAGAAUAGAAAUCCAAUGUCUUCGCUCGAAAGCGAAGGAAUGCGCUUGGAGAGCGAAGGAGGAGGAAAUGACGACGAUGGCCGAAAAGGAGGUGGAGGAGGGAACGGAGAUAACAACGACGACGAAGGCGAUUGGGGCGAAGAAAACGACGGUUACAGCGAAGACUCGCAGUUCGUCUGGAUCCGAAACGGCCAAGACGGAUUGAAAUGGUUGGUUUCGUUCCUCGUGUUUAGUUGGUACUGUUUUUUCUUCGCGCACGAACCGUUUUGGGGGUGCGUUUGGUUAACGUGCGCGAUUGGAACCGGGUGGGGGUUGUUUUUAGUUGGGAGCGCGGUUUCCGGCGCGUUGUUUGUGAUUAACUUUUUCUAUCGCGUGUACGAUUCUUCGACGGCGAACGUGUUGAGCGAAUCCAAGGAGAAGACGGGAGGGGUGAUCGAUUACGGCAUAGGGAUUAAGAAAGAGGCAAUUAAGAUGAUACAGGCGGAGAGGUUUCGGAAGACGAUUCCGGAACCGAUUGAGAAUUUGCAAACCGCGCCUGUCGAUAGGAAUUUGAAUCCGAAUUUGCCGAAACACGUGUCCUUGUUCGGGACGGACGCGCAGAUUGUCCAGAUGAAGUUGAAACCGGGGGAGUCGGUCAACGCCGAGCCGGGGGCGAUGUGUUACAUGAGUUCGAACGUGUUGUCGAUUACGAGUUUAGGUCCCGGUGGAUUAUCAAAAGCAAUCGCGAGAGUCUUAGCCGGGGAACCGUUUUUUAUCAACACGUUUCGGAAUUUAGGCUCCUCGGACGGGUACAUCGCGUUGGGGAGUUUGCGACAAGGCGAUAAAAUCGCCGUCGUGAAUUUGAAAGAGAGAGAGGCGGAUUUGCUCUGCGCGAGAGAUUCGUAUUUGUGUUCCAUGGGGGACAUUUCCGUUUCUGCAGCCGUGUCGUUUUCACAAGAAGCGAGAGGAGGGAGAACGUUAUCGCAGGUUUUAAAACAACGCUUCCGAACCGGCGUGCGUUUGAUUUUGAGUAAAGGAAACAACAUUUUCAACGGCGAAUGGUUAGUGGGCGACGGGACCGCGUGUAUUACCGGUAAAGGUACGGUCAUGCGCAGAACCUUAAAAGAAGGCGAAGAGAUGGUGGUCGACGCCAGAGCGGUGUUGGCGUUAGAACGAACGAUUGAGUACGAUUUAGAGUUGGUUUCUUCGCCCGUGGCGGCGGUGUUUGGCGGCGAAGGUUUGUUCCACGUGCGAUUGAAAGGCCCGGGCGGGUUUUAUUUACAAAGUUUACCCAUCGAUAAAGCGAAGAAAAAGCUCCGACUGGGAGGACGAAGCAUAUAG